AUGUCAACCGAAACCGAGGGUACGUUUGAGGUGGGGGGUGCCAGCCUGUACACAAAGACCUGGACGCCCGAGGGACCCAUCCGGGCCAAGGCCGUCUUGUUGCAUGGCUUCAGUGACCACAUCGGCUGGUACAACGACGUCUGCCGCGUCCUGGCAUCCAACGGCAUCCAAGUCUUUGGCUUCGACCAGCGCGGAUGGGGUCGCAGUGUCAGGAAGCCCUCUGACAAGGGCAACACUGGCCCGACGACCCAGAUCACUGCCGACAUCGCCGCUUUCUUGCAGAGCAAGCUGCCCUCGGAAGUGCCGGUCUUUGUCCUCGGCCAUUCCAUGGGCGGCGGCGAGGCCAUCACGCUCGCGGCUGAUCCGCAGUACGCCGAGCUGGUGAGCCAGGUGCGCGGCUGGAUACUCGAGGCGCCGUUCAUCGGCUUCGCACCUGAGGAGGUCCCCAGUUCGAUCAAGAUCGCUGCUGGACGACUGAUGGGCAGACUCCUCCCGCAUUUCCAGUUGAAGCAUGUCGUCACACCAGAGAACCUGACGCGAAGGCCUGAGAUAGGCAAGGGGUUCCGGGACGAUCCGCUGUGCCACGAUACGGGCACGUUGGAGUGCUUGGCGGCGCUGCUCGACCGCACCGCAGCUCUGCAGUCGGGAUCCGUCAAGCUCGGCAGCGAGGUGAAGGCGCUAUGGCUUGGCCAUGGCGACGUUGACAUGGCGUGCAGCUACGAUGCGGCCAUCAAGUACAUAGAGAACCAGGACAUCGCAGACAAGGUCAUCAAGACGUACAAGGGCGGGUAUCAUGCGCUACACCUGGACCUGUGUCAGGAUGAGUUUGCAAAGGAUGUCGUCAACUGGGUCCUAGAGAGGAGCCCGGAUAAUGGCAAGAUCGAGGCAAAGCUAUAG
Molecule: messenger RNA, 897 nt
Organism: Fusarium keratoplasticum
Lineage: Eukaryota; Fungi; Ascomycota; Sordariomycetes; Hypocreales; Nectriaceae
Product: Hydrolase-4 domain-containing protein
Exons: 2
Coding region: 1-897 (298 amino acids)
Cellular component (GO): membrane
Molecular function (GO): lipase activity
Source: RefSeq, a predicted model, not a curated record